AUGUGGAUUGAGCAUUAUCAACGGGAUAAAGUAAGGUUUGAUCGUAAUGGUCCUGCUGCUAUCGCAAAGUACCAGGCGGACAAAUUGAUUCCUGGCAAGAAUGAUGGCUGUAACUCGAUCGCCCCGACACCACAUACCUUGCAAGAACUUCAAGAUACAACUCUUGGUUCUAUUUUGUCUGCACUGAUACAACACUGUGAUCCACCUCAAAGGUGCUUUCCUUUAGAGAAAGAUGUCCCUCCUCCAUGGUGGCCACAAUUAGGAUUGUCCAAAGAUCAAGGCCCUCCUCCUUAUAAGAAACCUCAUGACUUGAAGAAGUCUUGGAAAGUGGGGGUUCUUACAGCUGUAAUCAAGCAUAUGUUUCCCGAUAUUGACAAGAUCCGCAAGCUUGUACGGCAGUAA
Molecule: messenger RNA, 402 nt
Organism: Hibiscus syriacus
Lineage: Eukaryota; Viridiplantae; Streptophyta; Magnoliopsida; Malvales; Malvaceae
Product: protein ETHYLENE INSENSITIVE 3-like
Exons: 1
Coding region: 1-402 (133 amino acids)
Cellular component (GO): nucleus
Molecular function (GO): DNA-binding transcription factor activity; DNA binding
Source: RefSeq, a predicted model, not a curated record